Molecule: messenger RNA, 2361 nt
Organism: Nasonia vitripennis (jewel wasp)
Lineage: Eukaryota; Metazoa; Arthropoda; Insecta; Hymenoptera; Pteromalidae
Exons: 6
Coding region: 351-1637 (428 amino acids)
Source: RefSeq, a predicted model, not a curated record
GUAGUGCGACCGCUAUAGCGCGGGAUAUAUAGGAGCAGCCGCAGCUGAUUAUCAAGCUUUUUACCUUUCGCGCGCACGCUCGCUCGUCUGCAGGCUUUCCCAACUCGGCUUCUUCGGGCUUAUCGUGUACUACUCGCUAAGUAUGAGCCAGUCGUUUAAACUUUCGCCGGAGGAGGACAGUCGAGGAAAAUCAAUAUAAGUAUAGACACACACACACACACACACACACACACACACACACACACACACAGUCGUGCUUUGUCGGACUGGAUUAUACCGGGAAAUCGUGCGCUCGAGCUGGGAGCACCUGUUUAUAUACCAGCAGCGGCUCUGAAUGGAAGAAGCAUGCGAUGCAUAAGAAAACGGCGAAAACCCAGCGUAACCCGAGCUCGAGGAUGACGAUCGGACAAAGCUCGAGCUUCAGCAGCAGCAGCAAGCACGGUGCAGAGCAACAUCAGAACAGGAUGCGCUCCUCGGUCAGCUGGGAGCUGGACACGGGCGAGAGCUCCUGGUCGGAGGACGUGGGGGACGUGCCGACGCGUCGCGUUCUGGAACAGUGGAGGGCUCUGGAGUCGGUGCUGUACGACGAGGAGAAUCCCCAGGUCCCACCUGGCACGUCGCUCUACGACGAGUGUCUGCAGUGGCGCAGUCAACUGCCGCAUCUCAGGAUCCUCGGGACGGGCUACGACAAUCCUGGUCUGACUGUUAGGAGUAACCACCUCGCAUCAUCGGCACCGCUUGCAAUUAGGGAGAGAAGCGCGCAGAGGAACGGCAGCGCUAAUGCGUCUAUGAACUACGAUAAUCACUUGUCUAUGCGAAUGAGCGAGCUGAGCUGUCACACGACGCCGAAUUCCAGACAGGCCAAGGAACAAGUUCUGGAUCACAUCGUCGAAUUCAUAUGCAAAGAGCUCGCGGAGAUCGAGGCAGAAAGGGAGGCCGAGGAUCGAUUGAGCGACAACUUCGAGGAGUUCCUCAAAAUCACGCCGGCGCCUACGUGCACCGGCAAGAAUCCUCUGAAGAGCAACAACUUUUAUUACAAAAUAGACAGUGUCGACGCAUCAGCGAGUAAGGAUAGAGAAAGAGAGCUGCAGUCUGGAAGGAAUAAGCUUGGCAUGGUUUUCAACGAGAGGGUCAUUGUCAGUCCAGUGCCGUUCGUCGUUACCUCCAGAGAGAGCUUUUCCACCCUUCGUACGACUCCGAUUCAAUUCUUUAGAGAUGACCAUCGUGUGCCUAGUAACGAUCGAUCGGGCUCAAAGCAUGAGAACGGAAAGCGAAAAUUCUCGUUGACAAGGAAAACACACCUGGUACCCCGUGUUCAAGCGCCAUGGAAUACGUCAGUAUUGCCAGCAAUAUAUCCGAAAAAUGUCAGGCUCACUCCUAUUGACACUUCCAGACUGCCAAGUAGUAAACGGAGGCCAAGCAAAACUGCGGAUAGCAUACAUAUGCGAUGUAGUCGAAACUCCCUAAGUCCGAUAUCGCGAUCUGUUCAACCAAAUUCUCCACGCAAUCGAAACCACAAUCUCAUGGAGCAGUUGGAAAUUCGUGGCUCCCACAUUGUCGCACAGGCGCCGUCGUUUGUCGAUAAAAAGAAAACUAGGAGAAAACUUUCACAAGCCAAACGUCAUGAGGAUGAUUAAGCAAAUUUGGAGUACAUUUAUAUUAUAAGCAACGAGUGCAUUAUUUAUGGUUUUGCGUCAGCUGUCGCGGACGAAUUGUUAUACGACGAUCAAAACUAUUGCUUAUACUGUGUGUAAGUUGUGUUAGUUAAGCAAAAUUGUGUGUUGCCUAUCUGUAUGCGCGGAAACUAUAUACGUAACUCUUCAAAAAGACUGGCAUAGUUCAGAUUCCCCAAAAAGAUACGGAUCCCUUUCAAAAGCCUUUUAUGCGCAAAUUAGCCGCGUGUAGAAGGUUUUUUUUGUAAAUUAAAUUUAAAGAAUUUUAAUUCCCUCAAGAAGUAACGAAUUAAAAACAAAAUGUAUUUUUGGUCUUGAUAUCUUGGACGCUAUUAUAAAAUGAUUGUAUAUAUCUGCGUACUUAAUCUCGCAGCACAAUCGACGACACGCGAACACGUGAAAUCGCAUGUCUUUAUAUUUUGCGGUGAGUAAUCGUAUACGUACUAAACAGUCUACCUCACUGUUGACUUGUAAAUUUCAAGUUGAAUGUUAAAAGUGUUUCUAAUAUAUAAUUAAUAUUUGUGUAUAAUGUGAGAUAUCUCGUGAAAGCAAAUAGAUGUGAUAUAAUGUAUAUGUUUAGAGUACAUGCAAAGCAAAAAUGUGAGUAAAGCGAAAUAAUUAGUAAGUUGAUUAUUUUUAUAGCACAAAUUUGAACGAAAAACUUUAAAUAAAAUAUUUUUGAGAGCUA